Messenger RNA from Quercus lobata, 1633 nucleotides. RefSeq names its product probable aspartyl protease At4g16563. Gene Ontology annotation, molecular function: aspartic-type endopeptidase activity. The coding region runs from base 83 to 1489 and encodes 468 amino acids. Gene Ontology annotation, biological process: proteolysis. The record is from RefSeq and is a predicted model, not a curated record. Lineage: Eukaryota; Viridiplantae; Streptophyta; Magnoliopsida; Fagales; Fagaceae. The transcript is spliced from 2 exons. Gene Ontology annotation, cellular component: extracellular region.
CGUACCAUUCCAUUAUAAUCCCCAAACAAACAGCUUUAGAAUUUCUCUCUCAAAAGCCAAAAAGCACAUACCCAAAACAGUCAUGGCUGCUUCUUCUUCUUCUUGUUCUCUGCUCUGCUUCCUCUCUCUACUCUCUCUCUUAACCUUAAUCUCCUCCACCACCAUACCAAUCUCACAUUUCCACAAAUACCCACUUCCCCUUCCCUACCAAAACCUCAACUACUUAGCCUCAUCUUCCUUAACCAGAGCCCACCACCUCAAAAAUCCACAACCUACCACAACCACAACAACCCCAAUCUUCUCCCACAGCUAUGGAGCCUAUUCCAUCUCUCUCAGCUUCGGCAAUCCUUCUCAAACCCUCCCUUUCCUUCUUGACACUGGCAGCGACUUUACUUGGUUCCCUUGCACCCACCACUACCGCUGCGACAACUGCUCCUUCUCUAGCUCCACCACAAACCCACACCGAUCUCCAAUACUACCAUUCAUUCCCAAGCUCUCCUCCUCCUCUAAGAUCCUAGGCUGUCUAAACCCCAAAUGCUCUUGGAUUCACCGCUCUAAUACUCAAUGCAAUGAUUGCAAACAAAGCUCCAAUAACUGCACUCAGAUCUGCCCUCCAUAUCUCAUCCUCUACGGUUCAGGCUCCACAGGCGGCAUUGCUCUCUCCGAAACCCUCAACCUUCCUAACAAUACCGUACAUGACUUCCUUGUCGGUUGCUCUGUUUUCUCUUCUUUCCAACCCGCCGGUAUUGUGGGAUUUGGACGUGGCUUAUUAUCGUUGCCAAGCCAAUUGGGCCUUAGUAAAUUCUCUUUCUGCUUUCUCUCCCACCAUUUGGACGAAACCACGGCAAACAGCUCGCUAGUUCUCGACAAAAGCUCCAAAAAGAGUCAGGGAUUGAACUUAAGCUACACUGACUUUGUCAAGAAUCCUAAACUCGCUGACAAACCUGCCUUCUCUGUUUACUACUACGUGGCUCUCCGUCAUAUCAGCGUCGGAGGGCAGCGCGUCAAGGUUCCCUACAGGUAUUUAUCACCGCAACUUGAUGGAAGCGGUGGGACCAUCGUGGACUCCGGGACCACCUUCACGUUCAUGUCACGUGAAGUGUUCGAGCUGGUAGCGGCGGAGUUUAGAAGGCAGGUGAAGAAGCAAGUGAGGGCGGUGGGAGUGGAAGCAAUGACGGGGUUAAGGCCAUGUUUCAACGUGUCAAAGGAGAUGAAAACGGUGUCGUUUCCAGAGCUGAGGUUUCACUUCAAGGGAGGGGCGGAGAUGGCAUUGCCGUUGGAGAAUAUAUUUGCAAUGGCGUGGGAAGAUGAGAAGCGAAGUGGCGGAGUGGUGUGCUUGACGGUGGUGACGGAUGGGGUUGCCGGCGAGAGAGAGUUGGUGGGUGGUCCAUCCAUAAUAUUGGGGAACUUUCAGAUGCAGAAUUUUCACGUGGAGUUUGAUUUGAGGAAUGACAGGUUUGGGUUUCGACGCCAACAGUCAUGCAACUGAUCCUUCAGUACUCCUCAGUGGCUAAUCCAUGCAUGAAGUAGUAGUAUAAUAGUAUUAAGUACUAUUAAGUUUCAGAUUAAUUUAUUUUUAAGCUUUGAUUGUAAAAUGAAAAUAAGAUGGCCGGAUAUAAUAAGUAAUUACUAA